Molecule: messenger RNA, 1021 nt
Organism: Pterocles gutturalis (yellow-throated sandgrouse)
Lineage: Eukaryota; Metazoa; Chordata; Aves; Pterocliformes; Pteroclidae
Product: bromodomain adjacent to zinc finger domain protein 2B-like
Exons: 3
Coding region: 79-966 (295 amino acids)
Source: RefSeq, a predicted model, not a curated record
GACAAGGACAACACUAAUUUGUUUCUACAAAAGCCUGGGUCAUUUUCAAAACUAAGCAAACUGUUAGAGGUAGCAAAAAUGCCACCUGAAUCUGACAUUAUGUCCCCAAAAUCUAAUGGCAGUGGAGCAAAUGGCUGCACAUUAUCUUACCCAAGUAACUCAAAAAGCUCUGUCUGCAGUCUUCAGCCCACUGCAUCACAAAGCACCACUGAGAAGUCUGAUUCUAAUAAUCUUUUCUGUCCUAAUGCAAGUGGGACAGGAAAGUUUUACAGUUCUCCACUAAUUCCAAAUGAUCAGUUGCUAAAGACUCUUACUGAAAAGAGCCGACAGUGGUUCAGCCUUUUACCAAGAACACCCUGUGACGACACAUCAGUUACCCAUAUAGAAACACCAGCUACUACUUCACUUACUCCUCAGUCACAUCCACCACCAAAGUCACCUUCGCCUGUUCCAUCGCCUCUCCUGGGCUCAACCUCUGCACAGAGUCCAAUGGGAUUAAGUGCUUUUGCACUGUCACCACUGCAGCAGAUGAAGACUGGACUACCUAUAAUGGGACUUCAGUUUUGUGGAUGGCCGCCAGGAGUUCUUACUUCAAAUGUUCCAUUUUCAUCUCCUUUACCUGCUCUUGGAUCAGGGUUGGGAUUAUCAGAAGUGAAUGGUAACUCAUUCUUGGCAUCUAGUGUUCCUGCAAGUAAAAGUGAAUCACCAGCACUACAGACUGAAAAAACAGCUUCUGCCCCUUCUGCAGCAGUUGAAGUAGCCAAGCCAGUAGAUUAUCCUAACCCCAAACCUAUACCAGAAGAAAUGCAGUAUGGGUGGUGGAGGAUUACUGAUCCAGAGGACCUAAAAUGUUUGCUUAAAGCACUCCAUCUCAGGGGAAUCAGAGAAAAGGCCUUACAAAAGCAAAUACAGAAACACAUGGAUUACAUCACUCUGGCCUGCAUCAAAAAUAAGGAUGGUAUGUAAUUGAUAUUUAUGUUACACAUGAUGUUGGGGCAUAAGGCGACUGGCAUAGAGCUCU